Acanthoscelides obtectus is the source of this 1905-nucleotide messenger RNA. The record is from the annotation of a GenBank genome assembly. NCBI's taxonomy places the organism in Eukaryota, Metazoa, Arthropoda, Insecta, Coleoptera, Chrysomelidae.
GGGAACUGCGAUGCUCGUCACAAAUGAUAAUGGAUAACCUAAAACGGAACGUUGAGGAACUCCUGAUGUUAUUGUUGUUAUCUCAGGUCUCCGAUCGAUUUUCUGUUGGAUUGAGAGUAUAGGAUAUUAUUAUACCACAUUGUUUAAAUAUCCCGGGCUAUGAUUCGUUCAGCUUAUCUGCAAACGGUUUAAUGGAUUUCAUCAGUUUCUGAACAAGCAAGUGAGCGUCCGCUUUCAGGCUUUCAGAAAUGGCAGCUCUCGGCGAAUUUUGCGAGUGUUUGAAAAACUGUGCGGACAAACUAGAGGCGGACAUCCGCAUCAACAUAAACGAGUUCCAUAAUAUGGUGACAGAGGGCGUUGUAGACGAAGUGAAACUGGCCUUAGAUAAGGCUAAAGACUACCAUUAUAAAGAGAUAAUAAGGUUUAUGGAGGAUGUUGUUAAUAAUGUGAGGAAGAUCAUGUUGCAUGAACAGGAAAUUCGAAGGUUGCAAAGACAAGAGCAGAUGACAGAUGAAGAACGUAAGAGGCAUUCCUACGUUCGGAGACAAAUCAAGGCUUUCAAUGGAAGCGAUAAGGUCACAAGAAGAGAAAUAAGAAGAGCUGCAUCAGAGCGGUCCAUUAAUUCUCUCGAGGCCUGGGAACUCUACCUGGAUAAAAAAGCCGAAUCUGGUCUAUCCACCUCUUUACCUGAACUAGUACAAAAGAGAGGUUCCAACAAACAUAACAGAAAUCAGAGGAAAAGUUUAUCCAUUUUCGAUAGUAUCCUGGACAAUACCUCGAUUCAGAGUCAAAAUUUGGGAAAUAUUUCUGAAGAAGACAAGGCAGAUGAUGAAGUUGAUAACAGUAUAGCAGAUAAUGUUGUAGUCUCUCGAGUGAAAUUGUAUUCGGAUUCUGGUUUGAAAGAGGACUAUCAUCGUUAUAUAUCAGGACAAAAUAACGAUUUGAUAGAUUUUUAUGGCAGUUGUAGUUUUGGUACGGUCAGCAGUGAGAAACGCAAUGAUAGAGACUUAGAAAAUGGUGAUAAAAGUAUCGUAGAGUUCAGUAACAACUUUGACAAAUCGCAAUCCAGUUCAAGAGGGGACAAUAUAAAUCAUUCUAUAUUGAAACAAAGUGAUGAUGAUGAUGGUGUUGAUGGCGAUAAAGACGUAGACAAUUACGGAACAGAUGUUAACGGUACUGUAGAGAUAAAUAGAUAUCUAUGCCCAUUGGAACAAAGCACUAGUCAAACAGAUGGUUGUGAGCGCAGUUUUGGUAGUUAUAAGGAAACCGAUUUGGGAGAGCCUUCCAACUAUGAUUAUUGGAGUGAUAGUGAAUGUGAUGAUGAGCCACAGUCUCCAUGUGAGACAGAGACUGAAAAAUUUACUGUGAUAAAGUUGAUUAAAUCCUUGGACGACCUUGUGGGUCCUGGAGAUACUAAGCCAAAGAUAAUCGAUGUUGUGUACAAACACGACAUCUCGUCCAAAGAUCCUGAUGGAACUGGUUGAACCAAGGCGACAAAAAUUUCAAUGAUGAAACAUUGAUUAACAUUGUUCACCUUAUCAGGCUAUAACAUAAUUAUUUGUUAAAUAGAGCAGCAUUCAACCUUGAACGAGUUUUACUGCAUUUUCGUAAUCCGCUCCGUAUACAUAACCUGAAAAACGAAAUUUUCACAGUUCCACUUGCUCGGUUUAUCUACCUUUUGGCGUGAUAAGAUCAAGUAUUUUCACUGAAAACAAAAAGGGACAGUAUCUAAAAGCAAACACUUUUAUCGAUAAUCUAAUACUGUGCUUUAUCUGUGACACAGUAUUCGUGCUAGGUGUUGGCGAGAAUGAGUAAUUUGCAAUGUGAUUAUUUUGUAGUGAAAUUCGAGAGUUUAUAGUGAUUCGCUAACGUUUUUGUUAUCUAUUGGUGCCUAAUUUGGAAAAG